AUGGAUGCAGUAGUUGCUCUAUGUCAUUUCUGUGAACAACAUGGUCCAUCAGUUGUUAUGUGUACUCAACCCUUUAGGCAAACACAACAAUCAAAGUUAUCAGUGAUCAGUUCACAAAGUGGUGGUGGUGGUGCUGUAUUCACUGAUCCCCAAUCUGUGGAUAUUAAUUCAUAUCAAAGAAAUUUACCGAAUUUAAUGUUUCAAAAUCAUACGAGUGGCGCUGAUACAAUCCCAACGGGGUCAUCAGAUGUCUCAGCUAUCAUCUUGCCUUCACCUACCUCGAGAUUUUCAGUAACAACAGCACCAAGUGGAAGCGUGUCAUCGCAUUCUUCUUCCCUUCAACAACAACAGUCCUCGCAACAUCCAACUUGUAAAGCAUGCUCUUCUGUUAUGUUACGUGAUGAACCAGGGAUAAUAAGUCAUGAUCAGGCGGCGAAUACUUCAUACAUUUCCACGCAGUUCAUCAAAGAUGCUGAUUUGAAUACGUAUGUGCGUAACGCCUGUUUACGAAGCCUUUCUUGCGAGGUAUGUCCUGGACAAGUUGGUGUCUUCUAUUUCGGUGAUGAGACAAAUGGUCAUGUGUUUAGUUAUAAUUUCUCACUGAAUGAUUCACGUGCUCGAGGAAAUCAAAGUCGUUAUAGUAUACUAAUUAUAUCGUGGAAUAAAAUAUAUUUGUUGAAUUUGUGGUCAUUUUUAAUAUCUAAUAUAUCCCGUAUGGUAUCUCGAUUGCGUUUAUCAGCCAAUAAAGUGUUCAAUGAUGAAAUAUCCGACAAUGCUGUAGUCACCUCAACAGGUACAAAUCAAUGUCGCACAUCUACUGCAACAACAACCUCGGCAACUGCAGCUCCCUUAAGACGAUGUGCUACUCCACCGGCAGCUUUAGCUCCUGUACUCUAUGGUCAGGCAAUAGCCGCAGGGAAUGCAGUCGCGGCGACAAAUUCUAGUUUUUAUCCCCAUCAUCAUUCAACUCUGGGUAGAGAAACACGACAGAAAAGAGCUACCGAUUCAGAUAUGCGUUCACUAGCUGAUCUGACGAAAGAUGAUCAGAUAUUUUAUCGUAUCCAUGCAUGGUUCACUUGGUUACUUCGUGCUGGUGGUCGUCGUUGGAGUGUACUGCCGUCAGUGAUCGCCCCACCUGAAGAUGAAGAUACCUUGAUUAUGCAAGAGGAACAUGAAGCGCUUCUGACAGCUGGUGUCGACCAUUUGAUGUCAUCAAUGAAUCUAUCCAAUCCAGUUAUUAGUAAUACCAUUACUCCUAGUAUUUCUAGUGCUAAUAAUAUUCCUAAUACUGCCAAUAUAAGUAAUAUCAAUAGUAGUAGUAGUAAUAAUAAUAUUAAUGUUACCACUGGUUCAAGUUAUAAACAACCAAUGAGUCAUUCCAGUAGUUCAACUCUGUUGUUCAAACCGUCAGUAUCGCCAGACAAUAGUUCAUCCAACCUGGUGGAAGAUAUAACAACACUGGAUUUCAGUUGUCUGUCGUCUGAAAUGGAGAAUUCUGUUUCUUUAUUAAUUUUAUCAAGACUAUAUCAUGUACUUGGUGUCAUGCCAUUCAGUCGGCUUGUUCAACAUAUAGCAAUCGGUAAUCAAAUUGUUGUUCAACCUUUGGAUGAGGAUAUCAAUGCUACAUUGACAUUAUCUGCAUUGGCUAAACUAUUACCUAGAGGAUGUAUUAGACAGGUUUUAGCAAAUCACGAAUACUUGCCUCCGUUUCGUUGUAAUCUGUUAAGUUUAUCAAUUCAUACGGCUUCAAGUAUAUCGUCAUCUACUGGAUACAACGAUGGUCAAGAAGGCGGUGACAUGCCAUCGACGACGACUGUCAAUGAACAUGUUUUAUACUUAGCUGUUUAUCGUUAUCGUUACGGCUGUCACAAUUUGCCGAAUAGGACAUCGUCAGGAGGCGGCCAAAGUGAAAAUGAUGAGCAAUUAUCUCGUAUGCAGUGUUAUGUGGAUUCGUUGUACUUCCGAUUAAGUUCCACUUUACCUUCUCUGGAUCCAGAGAUUGUAUCGUUUAAACAAACACUGUUGAGUCAACUGAAAGUUGGUAUGAAUAAAAAUGUGUCGCUGGAUAUUGUAAAUCUUCCCUCAGUUAUUCCUUCUGGUAUCGGGGCUGUUGUCAAUGUUGGUGGUGGAGUUCGUCAACUAUUACCCUCACCUAUUUCAUUUAGUGGUGGUGGACGUCUCCAAGUCUCAAGUUAUGUUGAUCAGAUCAUAAAGCUGCUCAGCAUCAAUCCCCCACUACCAAUUGAUGUUUAUGAGGUGGCUUUAAACACUGUCAAACACGACUGGAUCAAUCGGGCAAGAUUGUUAUAUUCAUUUAAACGAUGCCAGGGUCCAUCUCUUAGCGGUGAUGAAGCAACUCGUCGAUGGGCAGGCGUGCUCGCAUCAAUAGGUUGUGCAUCGCCAGAAAAUGCAGCUGUCGCUAGAUUUUGGCAAGGUGCACUUAGCCAACAUUCACGGAAUCACCACGUGUGUCAUUUACGUAAACGUCCAACAACGACAACGUCCAAUUCAACGACAACCUCACGACGUGGUUCAUUCUGUUCAAGUAAUGUUGAUUUGAGUGCGCUAUUUGCUGCGGCGACGAAUAUAUCGAACACCUCCUCCACAAUGACGGCUACCACGUUCAGCGAGUAG
Messenger RNA from Trichobilharzia szidati, 2634 nucleotides. Lineage: Eukaryota; Metazoa; Platyhelminthes; Trematoda; Strigeidida; Schistosomatidae. The record is from the annotation of a GenBank genome assembly.